Molecule: messenger RNA, 1545 nt
Organism: Ciona intestinalis (vase tunicate)
Lineage: Eukaryota; Metazoa; Chordata; Ascidiacea; Phlebobranchia; Cionidae
Source: RefSeq, a predicted model, not a curated record
AUAUGGGUAGCAGGUAGGGUGGCUGGUGUUUAUUGAAAAUAGAUCAAUAUGUCGAUGAUAGAUAAAAUGUCAAUCAUGGGAAUUCGGGCAUUUGGUCCUGAUGAUAGAGAUCAACAAGUCAUUCGAUUUCAACAUCCACUUACAUUAUUAGUUGGACCAAAUGGAGCAGGAAAAACAACAAUCAUUGAGUGUUUAAAAUACGCCACGACUGGUGAUCAACCACAAAACACAAAGGGAGGAGCAUUUGUACAUGACCCUAAAUUUGCAAAUGAAACUGAAAUAAAAGCUAAGGUACGCUUACAGUGUCGUAAUGUACAAGGUCACCUGAUACAGGUGGAAAGAAGUAUGAUGGCGAUUCAAAAAGCUUCAAGUAUUCAGUUUAAAACAUUGGAUGGCGUGUUAAGCAAGAAAAGAAAUGAUGAAGUCGUUCAUCUUACUUCAAAAUGUGCUGAACUUAACAAACAAAUGGUUGAAGAGCUUGGUGUGUCGAAAGCUGUGUUGGAACACGUCAUAUUUUGUCAUCAGGAGGAAUCGAACUGGCCACUAAGUGAAGGGAAAUCUGUAAAACAGAAGUUUGACGACAUAUUUGCUGCAACAAGGUACAUAAAGGCGUUAGAAGAAAUACGUAAAGUACAAAAAAGUCAAAAAGCCGACUUACGAGAUAAUAAAGUUGAAUCGACACAUUUAAAAGUACAUUGUGAGGGGGCUGCUGAAAAAAGAAGAAAUCUGCAGACAACAGAGACAAAGUUGCAAGCUUCAAAAGUCAGUGUAGAAAAAAUUACUCAACAAAUAAAACCGCUUGAAACUCAUAUUAUUGAGUUACGAGGAAAGCAAUCAAAAAUUGAAGUUAUGAGUGGCCAGGUGGAGGCGACAAAGAGUCGUCUGCAACAAAUGCUGGACGAUGAGAAAAAAUUAAAAUCGAGAAUCAAAAACACUUUCCAUGGAACUGAUGAACAACUUGCUCAACUUCAAAAUGAUCAGGAAAAGAUUGUGGAUAGGAAACGAAGCCAACAACUUGAUUGUGAACGUCAACUCCAACCUUUGGAGGAACAGAUUAAUGAUUUUUCAAAACAGAAAAUGAAAUAUUCAGUUGAACAAGGUAAAUUACAGCAAGUUGUUAAAAAUGCGGAGGAACAAAGAAAACAUCGCGAUGAACUGAUCCGUGGUUCGAGUGAGGAAUACAACAUCAGUCUUCCUUAUAUUGGGAGUGACUUGUCUUCUCAGGAAGCUACAACAUUUCUUCAUUUAUUCCAAACACAUGCAGAUAGUGAAGAAAAUAAGUUGCAAAGUUUAAAGAUCCGACUUGAUGGUGAGCAGAAUAAAGUUGAAGAAAGUUAUCAAGAAAGUUGGCAAAUGAAAGUUGAACUUGAAGAAGGAAAUAAACAUUUGAAGAAGAAUCUUAUGGAGUUAAAGGAGAAGAAAGCUCGGGUAAGAAAAGUUUUCAACAUUAUGCAUUCAACCUUUAACAAAAUUAUGCAUUCAACAUUGUUUGCAGGCUUUAUUUUUUCUCUUCGUUUGAAAUGCAAGGCCAAGAAAAACUUGUAA